UACUCUCCACUACAUGAACAUCGGAUUCACCAGCAUGUUUACCAUUGAGUGUAUUCUCAAGAUUGUCGCUUAUGGAGUUCGGAAUUUCUUCAAAGAUCCUUGGAAUACAUUUGACUUCAUCACUGUUAUUGGCAGCAUUGUAGAUGUUUUAGUUAUUGAAUUUGGGGAGAAAUUCAUCAACGUGGGAUUCUUGAGGCUGUUCCGAGCCGCGCGCCUCAUUAAGCUGUUGAGACAGGGCUACACCAUCAGGAUAUUAUUGUGGACUUUUGUGCAAUCUUUUAAGGUAAAUAACUGGUUUUUUGGUGACUAAUAAGAGAAAUAUUUCCAGACAUGAGCAAUACUUCAGGUUUUACAUAAGCUGUCACAUGGGUAUGUGACAAUGCUCACAGUUAUCCUGCAUUAA
This is a messenger RNA of Schistocerca serialis cubense, 403 nucleotides long. RefSeq names its product voltage-dependent P/Q-type calcium channel subunit alpha-1A-like. Gene Ontology annotation, cellular component: voltage-gated calcium channel complex; membrane. The record is from RefSeq and is a predicted model, not a curated record. Gene Ontology annotation, molecular function: high voltage-gated calcium channel activity. The transcript is spliced from 3 exons. NCBI's taxonomy places the organism in Eukaryota, Metazoa, Arthropoda, Insecta, Orthoptera, Acrididae. Gene Ontology annotation, biological process: chemical synaptic transmission; calcium ion import across plasma membrane. The coding region runs from base 14 to 310 and encodes 98 amino acids.